AUGCUACUGAGCUGCUUCGCACGAGUCUCGAGAUUGUAUUACCCGACUCUCUCGCUCGUUUCCAAGAGAUUUCGUACUCUGCUUGCUUCACCGGAGCUUUACCAUACUCGCUCCCAUAUAGACCGCACGGAGAGCUGUCUCUAUGUGUGCUUAACGCUCCCUCCUGACCCUAACCCUCGCUGGUUUACACUCUGCCUGAGACCUAAUAAAACCCUAAAGAGAAAGAAGAAGAAGCAUCAGAGGAAGAAGAAGAAGAAGAAGCUAAGUAGCACACUUUUGGUUCCCAUCACAUCUCCCCAUUCAGCUCCUUUUCGGCCUAGUUUCGUCGCUGUUGGUUCUGAGAUAUACGAAAUUGGAGGACGCAUCAAUGGCGUGCCUUGCUCUACCGUCUCCGUCUUUGAUUGCAUAUCUCACUCGUGGCACCAAGCUCCAAGCCUGAAGGCCUCCAGGAAACACCCUUUCACCAAGGCCAUCGAUGGAAAGAUAUAUGUUAAAGGACGCCGUAGUCACGAAGAUCAGAUAACUUGGCAGAUGUUUUCGAUCCAAAAACCCAAACUUGGACAUUUAAAUCUCAAGAAUGGAACCCACAGGAUGAUUUUGAUGGACUAG
This is a messenger RNA of Microthlaspi erraticum, 609 nucleotides long. The record is from the annotation of a GenBank genome assembly. NCBI's taxonomy places the organism in Eukaryota, Viridiplantae, Streptophyta, Magnoliopsida, Brassicales, Brassicaceae.